This is a messenger RNA of Macrosteles quadrilineatus (aster leafhopper), 474 nucleotides long. RefSeq lists its product as uncharacterized. The record is from RefSeq and is a predicted model, not a curated record. The transcript is spliced from 2 exons. Lineage: Eukaryota; Metazoa; Arthropoda; Insecta; Hemiptera; Cicadellidae. Bases 1 to 474 code for a protein of 157 amino acids.
AUGCUGAAAGCAGGAGGCCAGAUAAUAAUAGACAAAGUACAUAGGUUAGUUAAUGAAAUAUGGGAUAAAGAGACUAUUCCUACAGAGUGGCAAGAAGCUUUAAUAGUGCCCAUCCAUAAAAAAGGGGAUAAACAAGAAUUAUGUGAAGAUGGAGUAUGGAGAAUCCGCCACAACCGGGAGCUAAGAGAAUUAUUUAAAGACCCUGAUAUCAUUGGAGAAGUUAAGAGUAGAAGAUUAAGGUGGGUUGGCCAUAUCCUAAGGAGAAAGGAGGAGAGUCUACUGAAGAUAGCACUCAGAGGAAAUCCGAGGGGAAGAAGACCAAUAGGUAGACCGAAAGCCAGGUGGUGGGGUCAAGUACGAAAAGAUUUGGAAAGGAUGAGGCUUGUAGAGGAAGAUGCAUGGGACCGAGACUAUUGGCGACAGCGUGUUGGCGAGGCCAAGUACCAGCUAGGGUACAAGUGGCCAUGGCAGUAA